This is a messenger RNA of Spinacia oleracea (spinach), 978 nucleotides long. RefSeq lists its product as uncharacterized. The record is from RefSeq and is a predicted model, not a curated record. The transcript has a single exon. NCBI's taxonomy places the organism in Eukaryota, Viridiplantae, Streptophyta, Magnoliopsida, Caryophyllales, Amaranthaceae. The coding region runs from base 1 to 978 and encodes 325 amino acids.
AUGGAAUCGAAGAUAUGGUUGGAGAAAAACUGUCGUCGUCUCCUAGCAUCUAGUAAUGGUAUACUUGUGGGCACGACAUAUGGAGCGGACGAGGAAUCUUCAAAGAUCUUUAUCGGUAAUCCAACAACGAAAAUGUGGAGUACCAUAGACUGGCCUCGUGAAGUAAAGGUAAACAAGGUAACUUACAACGAGUCCGAUAAUUCUCAUGUUUGUUUGGUUUGUGGUUAUGGUUUUGGAAUGGAAAUUAAUAAUCACCCAAUCGAUUAUACUAUUUUAUUGUUUACCAUGCACAUUUAUAUUGAUGAUAGUGAUCUAUCGAAUGUCGGGUAUAACGUCCACAUUCUUACCAACGGUGAGUUCAUUAUGAAACAUGCCAAUCUUCACAUAGGCCACAGGAGAUUGAUUUUCGAUGACCUGGUGGCAUGCCGUGAUGGAUUGUAUGUUAUUUCGGACUGCGGUGAUUAUUUAUCUGAACGUUCUGAAUUUUAUUUUCCUUACUUAUUCCACUACAAUGUCAAAAAUGGAACCUCCGCAUUCAUUGCGUUGCCCACAGGAGCAAUUGAAUAUUUCAACACUCACUGGCCAUUAAAUUUUUUUGGAUGGGAACGCAACCCAGGGAAAUCGUAUUUCGAAUAUAUUUGUUUGGCAAGUUACCACCGAGGCAUUCUUACUUUGUGGGUACUAGACGUAGCAAUUGAAGACAUGCAAGGGAGAAAUUCAUGGCGUGAACAAAUUAGCAUUGACGUGGUUCAAGGUUUAAGCAUCCCUAGCCCUCAUCUAUGGACAAAUUGUUUCUGUCUCGUGGAUAAGACCUUGGUAUUCCGUCAUGGAAGUUAUAUACAUAGAUAUUUCCUGCAUGGGCAACAUUGUGGGCAGCUGGAAGUCAUAUCAACUAAUGUGCGUAGUUCAAGUAGUGAAGUACGAUUUAUUCCGUACUCCACCACUCUCCGUCCAUGUGUUACAGAUGUAAACGAGUAG